GUGGGUAAAACUGCUCUCUGCAAUUGUAAUUUUGUUAGUUCUGCGGAAGAGGCAGAGAAGUAAGAGAUAGCAAAGGUUCCGUUUCCUUUCUGUGAGAGAAGGCCUUUGUUUCCCCUCUCGCAAAAAAAUUUAAAAAAUGUCAGUGCCUGGCAAGAAAGAGUUUGAUGUUAAACAGAUCCUAAGGCUGCGUUGGAGGUGGUUUAGUCAUCCUUCUCAAGGUUCACCCAACAGUGGAAACUGCCUUCAGCAGGAAGGAUAUGAGCACAGAGGGACCUCGGUUCAGGGCAGAUUGAAGAAUCACUCUAGGGACAGAAACGGACUGAAGAAAAGCAACAGUCCUGUCCACCACAACAUACUGGAACCAGAGUCAGGAGGCGUCCCUGCCUAUCAAAAAGUCCUUCAGAACUGGCAAAAAGAAAACCUGACAGACCAUUUUCGACCAAAUGAAGAUACUCUUAAAGCAGUGCCAGAGAAGAAUUGGUUCAAAGAAGACUGUGAGAAGCCUUCACAAGAAUUGGAUAUGAUGGCUAAUGACAAUACAGCAGAUUCUACAGUGAGAUUAGCUACACAAUAUUCUGAAGAAAUGAAUAUCAACAGAACUGAGGAGAAGUUCCAUUCUAUAAACCAUGCAGAACAAACUCUACAUAAAAUGGAGACCUACUUGAAAGAAAAACAACUGUGUGAUGUUCUACUUAUUGCUGGUAACCUUCGAAUCCCUGCACAUCGCGUGGUACUCAGUGCAGUUUCUGAUUAUUUUGCUGCAAUGUUCACUAAUGAUGUGCUUGAAGCUAAGCAAGAAGAGGUCAGGAUGGAAGGAGUUGAUCCUAAUGCCCUAAAUUCCUUAGUGCAAUAUGCUUACACAGGUGUUUUGCAACUGAAAGAAGAUACCAUUGAAAAUUUGCUGGCUGCAGCGUGUCUCCUUCAGCUAACUCAGGUCAUUGAAGUCUGUUCCAAUUUUCUCAUAAAACAGCUCCAUCCAUCAAACUGCUUAGGGAUUCGAUCUUUUGGAGAUGCUCAAGGCUGUAAAGACCUUCUAAGUGUGGCUCACAAAUACACAAUGGAACACUUCAUUGAGGUAAUAAAGAACCAGGAAUUCCUUAUGCUUCCAGCUGAUGAAAUUUCAAAACUUUUAUGCAGUGAUGACAUUAAUGUACCAGACGAAGAAACCAUUUUCCAUGCUCUAAUGCAGUGGGUGGGGCAUGAUGUGCAGGCUAGGCAACAAGACCUAGCAAUGCUGCUUUCUUAUAUCAGACUGCCAUUACUUCCACCACAGUUACUGGCAGAUCUUGAGAACAGCUCCAUGUUUGCUCAUGAUCUUGAUUGUCAGAAGCUCUUAAUGGAAGCAAUGAAGUAUCAUCUCUUGCCUGAGAGAAGACUCAUGAUGCAGAGUCCUCGUACAAAACCUAGAAAAUCAACUGUGGGGGCACUUUAUGCUGUUGGAGGCAUGGAUGCUAUGAAAGGUACCACUACAAUAGAAAAAUAUGACCUCCGUACCAACAACUGGAUAGAUAUUGGUAUCAUGAGUGGACGCAGGCUUCAGUUUGGAGUUGCAGUUAUUGAUAAUAAACUUUAUGUCGUUGGAGGAAGAGAUGGCUUAAAAACUUUAAAUACUGUGGAAUGUUUUAAUCCUAUUGGCAAUAUUUGGACUGUUAUGCCUCCAAUGUCAACACAUAGACAUGGUUUAGGUGUAGCCACACUUGAAGGACCAAUGUAUGCUGUUGGAGGUCAUGAUGGAUGGAGUUAUCUAAAUACUGUAGAGAGAUGGGACCCUGAGGGACGUCAGUGGAAUUAUGUGGCCAGUAUGUCAGCUCCUAGAAGCUCAGUUGGUGUUGCUGCAUUAAACAACAAACUAUAUGCUAUUGGUGGUCGUGAUGGAAGUUCCUGUCUCAAAUCGAUGGAAUAUUUUGAUCCACACACUAACAAGUGGAAUCUCUGUGCUCCAAUGUCAAAAAGGCGUGGAGGUGUAGGAGUUGCAACAUACAAUGGAUUCUUAUAUGUUGUAGGGGGCCACGACGCUCCUGCUUCCAAUCACUGCUCCAGGCUUUCUGACUGUGUGGAAAGGUAUGAUCCAAAGACCAAUUCUUGGUCAACCGUGGCGCCACUGAAUGUUCCCCGUGAUGCCGUUGCUGUUUGUUCACUUGGAGAUAAGCUCUACGUUGUUGGAGGAUAUGAUGGACAUACAUAUUUGAAGACAGUUGAGUCAUAUGAUGCACAGAAAGAUGAAUGGAAAGAGGAAGUCCCUGUCAACAUUGGAAGAGCUGGUGCGUGUGUUGUUGUGGUGAAGCUACCAUAAAGAUAAAUUUAUCAAAGGGAAGAUAAAAUGGACAUUUUCAAGAAAUUGAGAACAAAAAAGAACAAAAGCAACAGAACAUUUUCUUCAAUUAUAAACAUAAAGAUCCAUUGGUUAUUUUAAUAGGUAGUUAGGAUUAUUUUCUUUAGUGAAGCCAACACAAGUUAAAAUUAAUUAAAUAUAUGUGUUAAAUCAAUGUGUUGUUGCAGCUGAUAAUAAAUACAAAAAUUAGUGUAAGUUUUAGCUCAAUAAUUUUAAACAGUAAAAUGUUUAAAGCAGUGUGUGAAGUCAGAGAAAUAUUGAUAUUUUAAAUUAAUAAUCUCAAAAGUUUAAUACAUUCUAUUUUAAAUAGUUCUCUGUUGUCUUAAACAUAGCUAAUUUAAACAGAGCACUUGCUGUUUAAAAUAUAGUCAGAUUUUCAGUAAGACAUUAUUAUUGUGUAUUCCAAAAUAUUGUACAAAUUGUUUAAAAAAUCGCUCAAAUCUUUCAUAAUAACAUUUGCCGUGCUGAUACUAAAAUAUGUCUCUAUUACAUAAUUUUGUUUUGUUUGGGGCCACAUCCUACUGUGUUCAUUGCUUACUCCUGACUCUGUAAAGGAAUCAAUCCUGGUGAUGCUCAGGAGACCAUUUGUAGUGCCAGGGAUUUGAACCGAGGUCCACCACAUGCAAGGCAAGUGCCUUACUUUCUGUACUGUAUCUCUGGCAAUAGUUGAAAUAAUGUUUAUUCUCAUUACAGUUUGUUAAAAUUUUCAUAAACUAACCCUGUUAAAGUGCCAUCUCCAGAACACAGAUUUGGUGUUUCUUUAUUCUUUUUGAUUUGUUGCAUGCAAAAUAUUAUUGUAAUUUUACAAGAAUUAUCUAUAUCAUAAAAUGUGAAACAUUUAUCAUAUUGAUAAAACUGUGAUCUUAGGCAUAAAAUGUUAGGGACUCAAUUUUCUAAAAAGCAGUAUUUCCCUCUAUUAUUUCUGUGAAUUUAUAAACACCUACCAUUAAAUUAAACAAGUUUUUAAAAAUAAACUUUUAAGAUACAGAAAUAUAUGUUCUACAAUAUUAAUACAUAAAAA
This is a messenger RNA of Sorex fumeus (smoky shrew), 3353 nucleotides long. It is a transcript of the gene KLHL4, whose product is annotated as kelch like family member 4. The transcript has 11 exons. NCBI's taxonomy places the organism in Eukaryota, Metazoa, Chordata, Mammalia, Eulipotyphla, Soricidae. The record is from RefSeq and is a predicted model, not a curated record. Gene Ontology annotation, molecular function: protein binding. Bases 137 to 2293 code for a protein of 718 amino acids.